UCUCCUCGGUAGUUCCUGGCGCAGUGUCACGGAGCUGGCUGUGACAGCGGGCAGCUACCAUGUAGGCUGCUGGUUCACCACGUGGUCGGGGUACCCUCAAGAACAUUGCUCAAUGGACCUGAUGCCUUCUAGCUCACAAUCAGCGAUAAGAGCAUACAACUGUCUGUAAUAACACUAGUCUUCCAUUUUGUGUGUCCGAGCCAUUUGUUAUGAGACCGUCGCGUUAUUGUCGUAUUCUCCGACGCUGUGUCUUCCUCGUGGCGGGGAUCACGACUGUCCCUGCAGUAUUCUUGAUCUUCGCUGGUGGCGAAGGGGGAGUGGACCGCCUGAACCAGCGCGCUACCCCACAACAUAAGAACAAUUCCUGGAGCUUAAGCCACGAAGCAAUGUCAUACUGGAUGUCUGAAGUUGAAGCGAGAAUGGUGCAAAGGCGGCAUCACCUGAAGCAAGUCUGCGCAAAGUUGGAUUUGGAUGUUUACGGAAAUGAUUCUUUGCACCGUCCCAACCCAUGGGAAUUUCUAGUGAACCGACCACACCAUCUGGUAUGGUGCAAUGUAUUCAAAGCAGCUUCUACAUCAUGGAUGUACAACUUCAACAUCUUGGCGGGGUACAACCCAAAAUUUUUAAGAAACAGCAAAUUAGUGCCUCUGAACCUAGCACGACGUCGUUACCCGAGACCUUCGCUCCACGCACUGCAACAAGCCCUCAAUGAUUCUGUAGCUUUCCUCAUCGUACGACAUCCUCUGGAGCGACUGCUGUCGGCGUACAGAGACAAGAUUCAGUUCUCACUGCCUCACACCUUGCAUCAAAAGCUUGGCAAUGAAAUCAUACUUAAAUAUCGUAAAAACAAGCAGAAGGUCAAAGGAUCACGAAACAAGUCUACACCUAAAAAGCCUCGCUGGCCAACAUUCUCAGAAUUUGUGCAGUAUCUGGUGAAUGUCCAACAGAAAGGAGAUCCAUUUGACAUGCACUGGGCUCCAAUCACCCACUUUUGCACUCCAUGCCAAGUAGAUUUUGAUAUCAUAAUGAAGUUUGAAACUCUACAGGAAGAUCAGAACUAUCUGAUUCAUCAAGCUGGCUUACAGGACAUCAUCCGGCCUGAGUGGAAAAAUCCGGCUAAGGGCUGCACCACUACCGAACUCGUUACCAGCUACUACUCCCAGCUUACUAGAGCACAAAUACUACAACUUUACCAUAUUUAUAGGUAUGAUUUCGAGCUGUUUGGUUACACCCUGGAUGGUUACCUACAACUCGGGAUGACUGAAUCUAACAGCGCAGGCAGUCCAGCUACAUGACAAAAUGUGACACAUUCCUAGCUUUUUAAUUGGUGCUAGAAUCUGGCAACGUCAAUUCAAUGAUUUAGAUCACGGUGGUCUAUGGAAUUUGAAACGACUAUAAAUCUCACUGUAUGCUAGGCAGGAGUUUCAGAUUUUCAUUUCAUUUCAUUAUACAGAAAAGAUGGAAAAAUUUAAUUGCCAGUAAUUAGGACUAAUGCUGUCACAAAUAUUCAAAAAUGCAAUAUUCUCUACUUCAUACAGUUUUUAGUUUAGUUCUCUUAGAACCAAACGUCCGUAUACGUACGAGAGCUGAAUACUGAAUAUCACAUAUUAGAAGUAUUAAAUGUUUCAUACAUACAAAAGAAAUCCACUGAUAUUGCGACACCAAGCAUGACGGAUUCGGCGACAGUAAAAUUUCCCUUUUUAAGUAUUCACAACAAUAAUUCAUGUUCCAAAUCUAAAACUUCUCGACGAUGGUGAAGAGUCCGGAGAUAGGGAUUAGCUCUAUCUAGUGGGCCCAACUGUGUAGGAACCUGAAGACGGAGAUAGAGUCCCAUCUCCGAAACGUCGUUUUUACG
Molecule: messenger RNA, 1855 nt
Organism: Zootermopsis nevadensis
Lineage: Eukaryota; Metazoa; Arthropoda; Insecta; Blattodea; Termopsidae
Product: carbohydrate sulfotransferase 11
Biological process (GO): carbohydrate biosynthetic process
Cellular component (GO): membrane
Molecular function (GO): sulfotransferase activity
Source: RefSeq, a predicted model, not a curated record